Messenger RNA from Desarmillaria tabescens, 3213 nucleotides. Its product is annotated as ste11-like protein. Gene Ontology annotation, molecular function: ATP binding; protein binding; protein kinase activity. The transcript has 10 exons. The record is from RefSeq and is a predicted model, not a curated record. Gene Ontology annotation, biological process: protein phosphorylation. Lineage: Eukaryota; Fungi; Basidiomycota; Agaricomycetes; Agaricales; Physalacriaceae. Bases 1 to 3213 code for a protein of 1070 amino acids.
AUGACCACAAUAAGAGGGCAGAGCUCUCCCUUUCCCUCCACGCCGACUCUGAGCCACCCAAACGGUACCACGGAACCUACGCCAGGUGUCAGCUAUAGCGACUAUAUCCGUACGUGGACCGAUGCCCAUGUUGCACGCUGGCUUGCGGAUAUUAAAUGUGGCAGCCAUGCCGCCACUUUCAAGGCAAAUGAUAUCCGAGGUGACAUUCUUCUGGAAUUGGAUCAGACAACACUUCAAGAAAUGGGAGUGAGCAGUAUUGGUGAUAGGUUCAGGAUACUGCACGCUGUGAAGGCACUGAGGCAGAAGGCCUCGACGAGAUCUGUUGCUUCUCCUGUCCUGGAAACCAACAAUAGAUCGCGGUUGGUAACCGGUCUCGAGAAUUCGACGACGGCCGCUAUGCCGUCAGAUCAAUCCGCCUCUCCAUUAACCGUGCGCAGGGGACUAGAGAGCGGCAGACCCCCACCUCUGUUACUGAACUCUAACCCCAUUAGACACGAUUUACCUCGGCUAAUCCGCGACCAACAACCACCAGAUUCAGCAAAACCCAAUGUUCCUAUACGUUCAACCAGGUCUGGGUUACCCCCGCUUCCUCCUCCUCCUCGUGGGCAGCCACCUCUUCCACCUCCUGGACGUCCUCCUGUUCGACAUUUCCAAGGUUCUCAAUCAAAUGGUCGGCGGACGCCCACCCAGACUGACAAUGUGCCCACGUACGCGACACAACCUCUGCCGCCUGCUCCUCCAAACCAAGUCCUCCUCACACCUUCGCAAGGCUCGACCUGGUCAGGUUAUCACCUUCCUGCUGAUCCACGUCCCGGAAACCCCGGCGGUGGCAAAACACCACAAGCUACUUCACGUUCAACCUCACCACUUCCUCGUGCUGGAGGUCGCGGUACCAAUACGCCCAACCCGGCUCAUGGCAGGAAUGGAUCGAUAGGUCUCAAUUCCCCGGUCUCAUCUAGCCCUGCUAGCAAGCAGCAGAGAUUAGGUGGAGGUUCGGCGCAUCCAUAUGCCACAAGCCAAGCCACUGCCCCAGGUUCAAACGCUUCCCAAACCGCAAAUCUUUCACCCAUCGCCGAAGGAUUCGGAGCAGCAGGUACUUCACCUCCCACCUAUACUGUCGGACGUGGGUCGUUUAACCCGAGUACCCCUUCACACACAAAUGCACCUUCAUUGGAUGACUUGAGACGGAAAUUGGUUAAAAUAGCGCUUCCCGAUGAGGGUCUCACUUAUACUAUUGAUGUCGAUAAUUGCGCAGGCGGUGUUGAGGUUCUUGAAAAAGUCUUGAAGAAAUUUGGCAAGCGUGGAGCACGCAAUACGGAUUCUGAAGGUGUGGAUAGUGUACAAAUGGAAGAUGGCGGACUUAGCAUGAUGGGACAGGGGCCGUUAGAUGAGGCUGCACUGCUCUCAUAUUGCCAUGCCUCACUUGACCAUCCAGCCCGAGACAAGCCCUUAUCAUUGCGGAAAAUUGCAAAGGCUCGUCGCGAGGAUCGAAAUAGUCCUCCUUCUCCACCCCAUGGUCGUUUCCUCGGAGGUCAAACACCUAAGAGUACGAAACGAGCUAGCUCCAUCAGUAUUCUCAGUGGUUUGGGUGUUCGUGAUCCUGAAAAGGCUCUGGAACCACCCUCUCCUACGCAUUCUGGUUCAGGCAGGUCGAGUCCUGCCACUACGCAUAGUGCGAAGAGACCAUCUAAGUUGCGCAACUUCUUUGGACAACGACCUCCGAGCGAGCUUAUUACGACCCACUUGACGGAAUACUUCCCUUUCACAGAGAAGAAGGUCCUUGAGCGUACAGCAAGACACAGCAUGAUGCGAACGGGCACGAUGCGUGACAGUGCCUCUUCUUAUAAUCCACCAUUACCUUCUAGGUUUAGCAGCAGCACUCUUGCAUCGCUUCCGCGGACCUCGGUUUCGGCUUCGAGGACUUCCUUGUCGUCUAAUGCCGCCCCUCCUUUACCCGAAAAGCCAUCUUCUGAUAGUGGUAAUACAACACCAGCUGAAGACAUCCCUCGUGUAUCUCUUUCUACUGAGGACGGUCGUUCUGUAAAUCUUCAUGAUACUUCGGACAACACAAAUGAUCAUCCGGAGCUUCUUCCUCCCAUCCCGUUCCCAACGGAAUCAUUCUCGGAAUCUCUGGAAAGUCUGACCGGAGCCAGCCGUCCUUCUCGUCGUAAGAAAGACCGUUCUGAUACCGCAAGUCUCAUGACGGUAGAUGAGAUCACAAAGGAAGUCGAAAGUAGAAGAAGAAAUACUGGCAUUUUCGAUAGAAGAAGUUCGGAGGAACCUGACGGUUGGACUCAGGUUGAAAACGAGGAUGGCGCCGAUGACAACGAUGAAGAACCUGACGAAGAACAAUACACGGAUAGUGAAGAAGACGGAAUCGUGUCUGCGAAUAAAUGGAUCAAAGGUGCGCUCAUCGGUGCAGGAUCCUUUGGGAAGGUCUAUUUGGGCAUGGACGCUUCAAAUGGUCUUCUUAUGGCAGUCAAACAAGUGGAGCUGCCAACUGGUUCGGCUCCCAAUGAGGAACGCAAGAAAAAUAUGCUCAGUGCCUUGGAGCGCGAAAUAGAACUGCUUCAAGAUCUACAGCAUGAAAAUAUCGUGCAGUACCUUUAUUCAUCACUUGAAGAUGACUGUCUCAACAUCUUCUUGGAGUAUGUGCCAGGAGGGUCGGUGACCGCGCUGCUGCGUAAUUAUGGUGCCUUCGAAGAGCCUUUGGUCAAGAACUUUGUCCGACAGAUCCUUCAGGGUCUUAGCUAUCUGCAUGAGCGUGAUAUCAUCCAUCGUGACAUUAAGGGUGCCAAUAUUCUCGUUGAUAACAAGGGAGGCGUCAAGAUAUCAGACUUUGGCAUAUCGAAGAAAGUUGACGUCCAAGCGCUUGCUGGUAACAAUCGUGUCCAUCGACCAUCACUGCAAGGAUCGGUGUUUUGGAUGGCGCCGGAGGUUGUCAAGCAGAGUGGGCAUACACAGAAGGCUGAUAUCUGGAGUGUGGGCUGCCUUGUCGUCGAAAUGCUUACCGGUGAACACCCAUGGGCACAACUCACCCAAAUGCAGGCCAUAUUCAAGAUUGGAUCGUCAGCGAGGCCGGCUAUCCCCUCUGACAUAUCUUCAGAAGCUCAAGACUUCUUGACGAAGACUUUCGAAAUAGACCACGAGGCAAGGCCGGCUGCGGCUGAACUCUUGAAGCAUCCUUGGAUACAUAUUUCAAGCGCAACAUGA